AUGCCACGAAUCGCCAAUCGCUUCAGGAGUUUAGGUCCGACACGCCUGAGCCUGGCGGCCGUAACAUGCCGCGCCUAUGAUGAGGCGAUGAUCGACGGCGUUCAAGCCGUCAUGAACGCCUCCGAGCGACUCACCGACCUGUCACUAAUGUGUCUGCGGAGCAUGUGUGGUCGAUGCUGCCUUGGCCGUUGGGUGACACAGACACCAACCAUUGGGCGCCACGGCCAGCCUUGUUUGCGCGGGCCAAGCCACUCCCACGCGGACGGUUUCGCCAGAAUUGUGGCUCCUGCCGGGCUGCAGCUCGUAAUGGAUGUUCUCGUGACGCCACACCAGUCAGAUGUAGGCGACCGAGAAGAGGUGGCAAAGCCGGGCGACACUGAUACUCCCGUCUGGCCCGGACAGCAAGAAGAGGCGGCGUGGACUUGA
This is a messenger RNA of Purpureocillium takamizusanense, 426 nucleotides long. RefSeq lists its product as uncharacterized. The coding region runs from base 1 to 426 and encodes 141 amino acids. The transcript has a single exon. Lineage: Eukaryota; Fungi; Ascomycota; Sordariomycetes; Hypocreales; Ophiocordycipitaceae. The record is from RefSeq and is a predicted model, not a curated record.